This is a messenger RNA of Mugil cephalus (flathead mullet), 5720 nucleotides long. It is a transcript of the gene zbtb16a, whose product is annotated as zinc finger and BTB domain containing 16a. The coding region runs from base 241 to 2235 and encodes 664 amino acids. The record is from RefSeq and is a predicted model, not a curated record. NCBI's taxonomy places the organism in Eukaryota, Metazoa, Chordata, Actinopteri, Mugiliformes, Mugilidae. Gene Ontology annotation, biological process: regulation of transcription by RNA polymerase II. The transcript has 7 exons. Gene Ontology annotation, molecular function: RNA polymerase II cis-regulatory region sequence-specific DNA binding; protein binding; DNA-binding transcription factor activity, RNA polymerase II-specific. Gene Ontology annotation, cellular component: nucleus.
CUGGCUGCGUUGACGUCAGCGCCGUGUUGAUUUGCUAAGGCGAGAGAAGAAAGGAGUUAGUGCGUGUUGAGAGAGCGGGUACUGCGAACUGCCUUACUAUGCUGUAGCCCCAAUCCCCCUACACUAUACGGAAUCAAAACGUGCAACUUAGGUUUCAUCUUGUUUACAAAGAAAGCUAAAAACACUGCUGAGCGGGGAAGGCGAGCCUCAUGAGUCGGCUUCGUGGAUUGCAUCGACACAAUGGAUUUAACUAAAAUGGGUAUGAUCCAGCUCCAGAACCCCAACCACCCCACUGCCCUGCUGCAGAAGGCCAACCAGAUGCGUCUGGCUGGGACUCUCUGCGAUGUGGUCAUCAUGGUAGACAGCCAGGAGUUUCACGCUCACCGGACUGUGCUAGCCUGCACCAGCAAAAUGUUCGAGAUCCUCUUCCACCGCAGCAGCCAGCAUUAUACCCUGGACUUUCUUUCACCAAAGACUUUUCAGCAGAUUUUGGAGUAUGCCUACACUGCCACGCUCCAGGCCAAGGUGGAGGACUUGGAUGACCUUCUGUAUGCAGCAGAGAUUCUGGAGAUUGAGUACUUGGAAGAGCAAUGCCUCAAGAUCCUGGAAACUAUCCAGUCCUCAGAUGAGAAUGAUGCGGAGGUCAAUGCUAAUGAUGGGAGCACAGAGGAGGAUGAUGAGCGCAAAGGCCACAAUGGAGCCAAGAACUCAAAGAAGCAUUCCAUGGAGAGCUCCUAUCUGUCAGGUACCCAGCAAGUCUCCACCAUGGCCGGCAUGGUCGACCAGAGUCCCUCUGUCUCCACUUCCUUCGGCGUUUCCACCCUGAGUCCCACCAAAGCUGCCGUGGACAGUCUGAUGAGCAUCGGCCAGUCUCUGCUCCAGCAGGGCUUCGGUGGAGAACACCUUGUCCAUGGCAACUCCCACCACCUGAUGACUGAGAUCAAGACUGAAAUGAUGCAAGUGGACAUGGGUGGCAACGGCCACGAGAGCCCUCACAACAUGGAGUCCAGUGCCUCCAGCAAUGGCGAGCGCAGUGGGGAGGACAGGAACCGAGACGGUCCCGGAACGCCAACCAGGAGCAGCGUGAUCACCAGUGCCCGCGAGCUGCAUUACGUCCGUGAGGAGGGCAUGGGCGACCCUCAAGCCGAUGUCAGCCAGAUGGGGUUGGAAGCAAUGUCUGGAAUGACGGAGAAGCAUCUGGCCUCGCUGUACUCCCUGCCCGUUAAUCAUAAAUCAGAUACUAUGAUGUCCAUGCCGGCAUCCAUGGCCUCUGCUCUCCCGAUGUCCCCAGCCCUGGCUAUGUCAAUGGACUUCAGUGCCUAUGGGGGCCUCCUGCCUCAGAGCUUCAUCCAGAGAGAGUUCUUCAACAAGCUCGGGGAGCUGGCAGUGGGCAUGAAACCAGAUGGCAGGAACCAGCAUGAACGUUGCAAUGUUUGCGGGGCAGAGCUACCAGAUAACGAAGCCGUGGAGCAGCACAGAAAGAUGCACAGUGGAAUGAAGACCUACGGCUGUGAGCUGUGUGGGAAGAGCUUCCUGGACAGCCUCCGUCUCCGGAUGCAUUUGCUGUCGCAUUCAGCUGGUGAGAAGGCCAUCGUUUGUGACCAGUGUGGCGCCCAGUUCCAGACGGAGGAAUCCCUGGAGGCUCACCGGCAGAUCCACACCGGGUCGGACAUGGCCAUCUUUUGCCUGCUCUGCGGGAAGCGUUUCCAGACCCAGACGGCGCUGCAGCAGCACAUGGAGGUCCACGCCGGCGUUCGCAGCUACAUUUGCAGUGAAUGCAACCGGACCUUCCCCAGCCAUACUGCACUCAAACGUCACCUACGCUCGCACACAGCCGGGGACCACCCAUUUGAGUGUGAGUUCUGCGGGAGCUGCUUCCGGGACGAGAGCACGCUGAAGGGCCACAAGCGCAUCCACACCGGGGAGAAACCCUAUGAAUGUAACGGCUGUGGGAAGAAGUUCAGCCUCAAGCACCAGCUGGAAACCCACUACCGUGUGCACACAGGUGAGAAGCCAUUCGAGUGCAAGCUGUGCCACCAGCGAUCCAGGGACUACUCGGCCAUGAUCAAGCACCUGCGCACCCACAAUGGCGCCUCGCCCUACCAAUGCACCAUCUGCCUGGAGUACUGCCCCAGCCUGUCAGCCAUGCAGAAGCACAUGAAAGGCCACAAGCCAGAAGACGUCCCGCCAGACUGGCGCAUAGAGAAGACCUACCUGUACCUCUGCUACGUCUGAGACCCGGCAAGUGAAUGGAGAGGGCGGGUACGUUUGAGGGUGGGGGGCAGGGGUUGAGAGGUGAGGGGAAUGUAACGGAGCGGGUAGGAGGCGUUGAGUGUUGACGAGCGAGGAAUGUCAACGGCAAGAGACUCGAAAGCAAGAGGGUUUGUUUUCUAUUUUUCUUUUCAUGCAAAGGCAGAGGCGGCGAGCGACGGCGUAGAAUUUAAAAAAAAAAAAAAAAGGUGGCGACGGUGGGGCAAGAGCGCUAAGAAGAAGAGGAAGACUUGGACACGGAGAGAGAUUCUCCACCAUUGUUCGGAUUCAUCGGGUCAUUCACUACAUCUGCAACUGUGUCAAUGUUUCGGGUCAUUUCGAGCGGCGCCAUGAAGCGAGCACGCUGCCAGGAAGUGGCUUUGUGGAUGCUGCUGCCACAGUGGUCAGAACGCAGAUUCUCAAGGGCUACGCGAACCUGCACACGGGGGAACAUCAGGAACCCACAUCCUCCACUCCAGUUCUUUUCACAUCCAAACAGCGAGAAAGGUUUUCUUUUUGUUCUGCGUUGGUAUUCUGCGGUGUUUACAUCCACACCGCUCGGUCACGUCAGUAAAAAAAAAAAAAAAAUUAGCGUCGGCCAGUUCAUCGUCUCAGAAGUUUAUGACCAGAAACCACGAGGACGCGCGUCUCGGAGGAGGACUGAGCGGCAAAUUCCGACAAAGCGAAGAAGAAAACAAACGCUCCAGAGUUUGAGUGAAACCGCUUUGGGCGAAAGCGUCCCAAAUCUUUCCCCCGAUGCAAAAAGACGAUUCGAAGUGUUUUGUCUCCAAUCCUCUUUUAUGCCAGGGCAGUUGGCAUAGACCUUCCCAGAAAUCAGCCAGCGAACCUGUCCGCACGUGAAAAACCUUUGGAUCCCCGCGGAGGCAGCGCGAUAGCCCCUGAGAAUCAGCAGCGGAGCCAGCAGGCUUAUGCAGUAGAUGAAACAAUUGAACUGGACGAGUGGGAGCGUUAAAAAAAACGCAAACCAAGCGCCCAUUUGGUUGUGAGUGGGGAAGAUGCUAGUGCUGCUUUUUCUUUUUCUUUUCUUUUGUUUUUUUUUUUUUUUGUUGGGUCUGAAGUCUCCCACGUUUUCUCAGCAGACUUCCUGGUUCUACGUCUUCGUGAGAUGAGAGCCGGAGAAGGCUGAGUCACCACCGGCCGCUCACGGUUCUCCACCGAGAACCAAAGGCUAACCUGCGUCACUUUCUCAUCAUAUAUAUAUAUAAUUUUUUUUUUUUGCUCUUAGCUCUGCAUCAUAGUUUAUCAUGGCUUGAUUGCACAGGUUAAACAAUUACGACAACAGUCUCUGUUUGAUGUCGGCAAGGUAUAUACAUUUUUUUUUUUCCUUAAAUCAUAACUCGCUAUUACACAGUACGCCACAUUAAACUCAGCCUAUUCACCUAUACAGCAAUAGAUAACUGGACUGCUUUAUCCAUAUACAUUUAACCAGUUUAUACUCUUACACUAAGGAUGAAUUACACAUACUGACACAUAAACCGUAACACUUUGACCGCAACAGAUCUGUCCGUUCACCACGGUUGUUGGAAGAAAAGAAAAAACAAACAAACUGGGGAGGAAAAAAAAAAAAAAAAAACAAAGCUUGCUGUCCGUGGGAGUCCUGUGACUUUGACUGCUAAGUAGUGAAUGUUGAAGAAGCGCUGGGAAUGCCUUAGCUGCACACCGUACCGUUUGUAAAAAAGGCGGUGUGGCAGUUUGAAGACUGUUAUACGGCAUCAAAACAUGAAUGUGAACGCCUGUAAGCCAGGUUCAUGCGAGGCUGCAUCAAAAAAAUACACACCCUGGCAGGUUUAAUGCCGCCUUUCAUUCGAAGUUGGAAACCUACCAUUCCCACCUUGGAGGAUGUUAUUAUUUUCCGUGCCUUCCAGUGGUUCAGGCUGGAAGAUUUUUUUUUUUUUCCUUCUUCUUCUUCUUUUCCCAUUCAACAUCAAAGUUGCCCGUGCAGCAGCUCAAGCUUAACUUUGAGUAGUCUGGCUGGGCCUCUUUGUCCCCCAGAAGCCCCAGAUUGACUCUGCGUGAGUAGGUUUAUUUUAGAAUAUGCCCCACUGGAGUACAGAUGGGUUGUGCAUUAUCUUCCUUGCAGUUAUAUUGUAUAGAUGUUGUGUAUGAGACGAUGCAUAUUCACACGUGCAUUUGCAUUUAGUUUCCACUGGGGCUUUAGGAAAUAAAUAUAAUUUAAAACGCUGUGCAGCAGCAGAGAGAAGGGUGGGGGGGGGUAAAAAGAGCGGUCACCCUCGGCGCAGAUGUGCAGCAUUUAACCGCUGCGGGCUGAGCGUGAAAAUUUCCGUUUCGGUGGGAAUGUCCGAGUUUCUGACGUCUUCUGAAACGCGGCAUCAGGCCUCCUCAGUCACAGGUGUCACGGUCGAACCUAAGGCUUUAACGAACGUCACCGCAUGCCACAGCAUCAUCUUGGGUGAUCACAUAUCCAAAUGGUUGGUGGAAGAGGGGGGAUAAUCACUGAUUGGACGAGACAAAGCCCAGCAGCUUGGGGAUGGGAGGGGAGGGGAGGGGAGGGGAAGGGAUGGGAUGGGAGGAGAGGGGAGGGGAGGGAGGGGGGCCGACCAGUAAGACGGCAGAAUAAAUCAACUCUUUCUCUGUGGUUUUGUCCCCGCGCUUCGUUUCUCUCGUCUCCCGUUGUCGUCAUUAUUGACCUUGAGUUUGAUCUCAACACAUCGUACUUGAAUUACCUCGUUAUUUUUUUGUGACCUCAUGUUGCUAGUGUAUUAUAAUUUUUUUUUCCCUUUUGUUUGUUCACAAGAGUGUGUGUCGGAAGGCCGCGUUGCUAACACGACGACGCAGAGAAAAUUAAGUGCCACGGUGAAGAGAUUUGCUUGUUUUUUUUUUUUUUUUCUAAUAUGUUGUUGUGUUAUUUCUUUGUGCAUUACUUGUUACCAAACUUGGUAUUAUUAACCCUGCUUGUUAAAGAGCCGGAAGGUUUGGUCAUUUGUCAUAAAAGCUACCUCUAAGUUGUUUUUUUUUGUUGUUGUUGUUGUUGUUGUUUUUUGGCAAAAGCACAUUUAUUUGUGUUCGUGUUUUGCAUUAUUUCGUCAUUGCUACUUCAUCUCAUGCUUUUUUUUUUGUUUGUAUCAAAAGUUCAUUCGUGAUUGUUUUUGAGCAAAAUGUACAUAUAUGGGUAAAAGUUAACAAAAGUAGACGUUGAUAGGACGAGAAAAGUCAUUCAAACGGAUGUUUGUUUUUUCUCUUGUUGUCUCCCCCUGCACCUCCAACCACAGAAGAGCAGAGAAAAAAAAAAAAAAAGCAAUUUUGAAGCCUUAAGUGAUGAGCAAAGAGGGAUGCGGCAGAUAAGAGGAAGUACUAUUGCUUUUUAAGAGCGUUUAAAAACAAGAGUUUAAACUUGAAAAUAUGUGAAUAGAAUUGUAGUUUUGUAAUGUGAAAAAAAAACAACAACAAACAAACGAAGGUUCGUCAUUAAAAAAAGAAAAAAAAAAAAA